Messenger RNA from Schistocerca nitens (vagrant locust), 1177 nucleotides. RefSeq lists its product as uncharacterized. Lineage: Eukaryota; Metazoa; Arthropoda; Insecta; Orthoptera; Acrididae. The coding region runs from base 53 to 949 and encodes 298 amino acids. The record is from RefSeq and is a predicted model, not a curated record. The transcript has 5 exons.
GCCACCGCCCGGUCUGCAGCUAUCAUAUUGAAGUCAGAGCGCCUUUUCUCAUAUGUCACAGCAAAUGGUUACCGCUGCGGGGCCCAGCGGCGUGAACCCACGCCGACGAAAGCUACUCGACCAAGAUGUUCCUCCUGAAUUGCGCACGAAAAGGGCUAAACGAGCGCGUAUUGCUCGUCGCCAGCGCCGGCAGCGUAUUAUUGAAGAGGAGGAAGAGUACCAACAGCUUGUACUUUUCUGGAUAGGAGUCAUCCAGUACUUCAUGAAUAAGGCCGCAAGAGCAAAAGAAGCAAUAGAUUCUCCCACAGCGUCAGAGUCCGGCCCAUCAUCAGGGUCCGGCCCAUCAUCAGGAUCUGGCCCAUCAUCAGGGUCCAGCCCAUCGUCAGGGUCCAGUCCUUCAUCAGCGUCCGGCCCUUUGUCAGCAUCCGGCCCUUCGUCACCGUCCGGUACUUCCUCAGUGACAUUGCGACCACCGGUGGCAUCACAGGCAUCACACAAUGAUCCAGAGCACUGUGCAUUGGCGGCAUUGGCACCAUCAGCGGCAUCGGCACCAUUGGCGGCAGCAGCAGCUGAACAGCCCAAGACAUCAGCUGAACCACCACUACCGCCAAUAUCAACACAGCCAACAGCAGUUCUUCCGGAUACAGCACCAUUAGCACCAAUGUCGCCAGCAUCUGCACCAUUAGCUGCAGUACCCAACGAACAGCUCAUCGCCACCGCAGUGCCGUCAUUGCCGUUUCCAGGUGAAGAUGCAGGCAGUGCUGAUGUGGUGUUAGCGCAGGGAUCUGACGAAGAACUGAUUGUGGAAUAUACCGAUUCCAUACCAUUGUUCGAGAGCGAUACACAUGAUAUGUACGUGAUCGUGGAUGAUUCCGAAUACACCUUCGAAUUGCCCUUCGAGUGUAUGGAACGUGAAAGGGCGAACAUCAUGGAAGAUAUUUUUUUUUGAAUUAUCCUCAUUCUCAGCUGAAUAUCUUAUACCUUACGUGUUUUACUAUUAUCAAUUUAUUGCCUAUCAUAAUAUAGAAAUAGUGUCUUGUAUAACCUAUCAUGUAGUAGUGAGAACUAUUAUCAAUUAUUCAUAAAUAUUAACAUUUUAUUGAAUAUCAUAAUAUAGAAAUAGUGUCUUGUAUAACCUACCACGUAGUAGUGAGAAAUAAAGUACUUUCACCCCCUA